This is a messenger RNA of Mizuhopecten yessoensis (Yesso scallop), 2424 nucleotides long. Its product is annotated as aspartate aminotransferase-like. Bases 277 to 1587 code for a protein of 436 amino acids. The record is from RefSeq and is a predicted model, not a curated record. NCBI's taxonomy places the organism in Eukaryota, Metazoa, Mollusca, Bivalvia, Pectinida, Pectinidae. The transcript is spliced from 12 exons. Gene Ontology annotation, biological process: biosynthetic process. Gene Ontology annotation, molecular function: catalytic activity; pyridoxal phosphate binding.
ACUAUCGUUAUCGGUUAUCGCAGCUAUCCUUUUAGAGAUAUUCUUGUUAGUAAGUGAGAGUGUCAGUUGGGUGAACUUGUGGUAAAGUCAGUAAGUGGCCUCUUAACUUGAUCAAAUAUACCAGAGGAAGGACAUCUAUAUCGUUAAAAGUCAACACACUUCUACCGGAGAAUCUGAAACGGCCUCUGACGAAAUCGAUAACCGUCCCAGAUCUGGGACCCACUUGCUAUACUCAAACACAGACAUCUACAGAGCAUUGACAAGUGGAACGUCGAAAUGUCCAUUAAAGAUACUGAGCGGAACUUGGUUCGGACUGAUUUGGAAGGAUAUGCACCAGCGUCCAACCUUGCUUUUAACGAGAGGAUCAAGAUUUUGAUUGAACAGGGAGAAAAGGUUUAUCAUUUCGCUUUUGGACAAUCACCAUUUCCAGUAAUAGAGACAGCAACGGAAGCUCUGAGGGAAAACGCUCAUCAAAACGCCUAUCUCCCCGUUGCAGGAUUGUUUGAGUUGCGAGAAAACAUCAGCAAAUUCCAUAGCAAGUUUGAUGACCUUGACAUUGACCCCAACGACAUUAUUGUGGGGCCGGGUAGUAAGGAGCUUAUAUUUCUUCUCCUUCAAAUAUUCAAUGGAGACGUGAUUGUGAUCUCACCAUCAUGGACGACCUAUAAACCCCAGACCAAGCUGGCCCAUCACAUUGCCUAUGUGAUAGAGACUAGCAUGGAAACUGACUGGAAAAUCACACCAGCACACGUCCAUCAGUUGAUCAAGGAAAACAACUUGAAGAAGAACCGACUGUUAAUCUUCAACAACCCAGAUAAUCCGACUGGAACCAGCUAUAAUCAGACAGAACUCAAAGCACUCAGUAAUGUCUUCCGUGAACAUGACAUCCUGGUGUUGAGUGAUGAAAUCUAUGGCCGCCUGCAUUACGAUCAGAAUCAUGUUUCUUUAGCAAAGGUAUAUCCAGAGGGAACAGUGUUAUGUACAGGGAUGUCAAAAUGGGCCAGUGCUGGAGGAUGGCGGAUUGGUUACCAUAUAUACCCACCUCAGUUGUCUCCACUGAAGAAGGCGGUGCAGAGUGCUGCUAGCCACACCUACUCCUGUGCCGCGGCACCCAUGCAGUAUGCAGUAUCAGAGACACUGAAGGACCUGGAUGGUUGUGAUGAGUAUAUGAAGCAUUGUUCCAGAAUCAUGGGAGUGGUGGGCAUGUACAGCCAUAGGGAACUGACUUCGGUGGGAGUUAAGGUAGUAAAGCCAGCAGCGGGCUAUUACAUUUUCCCUGAUUUUGAGGUUGUGAAAAAUAAACUGAGGCAGCGUGGGAUUGAGACAUGUCAGCAAAUGUGUGACGCCAUCUUUGCUGAAACAUCUGUAGCACUAAUGGCAGGUGGACCUGCUUUCUUGCGUCCGGUCGACGAGUUGACCACUCGUCUAUGCUUCGUUCCAUUUGAUGGUAAAGCCGCUUUGGCUGAGAGUCGGACACUUGGACUGGAUGUUGAGUUACCUACGAAUUUUGUAAAGGAAUACUGCACACCUGUGUAUGAUGGAAUACAGGUCUUGAAGCAGUGGGUAACAAAACAGUUGGAAUCCUAGAUGUACACGGCAUUCAACAUCUUGAGCACAGUACUGAUUUGGGAAAAUGACACUGAAAUAGCUAGAUUAAUCUUGACCCAACAUGGUUGCUGCAAAAUAUUCCUAUAGAUGUUUUGAACAAUGUUUAUUUUGAAAUUGUUAAAAUGCUUAUGAUGACCGACAACAGGUUUUUCAUAAUUUGUAACACAGUUCAAAUUUCCUAGAUAAAGAUAACAUUAUUUGUUGUAAAAGUAUCUUCUGUUUUUAAAUGUUCGUAAGCAAUAGAUUUAAUCAAAGGACAAAUCUAGGAUAUCUAGGUUAGCUGGAAACUUUCUUGUGACAUUUCAAGACUAUGCCAUAUCAUGUCGACUCAGUAAAGUGCAUGUACAUAUGUGUUUGAAAUCACUACUGUAAAAGAGGAAAAGUUUGAGGAGUGAAAAUGCUGAUGUUUAGCCGCACCGAGUAAAUUAGCAUGGAAAUAUCCACCUGCGUAUAUAUAAAGAUUAUAAAGACAAUAUAACGAUUUCAGGACCAAUGCAAUAGUUCCCAAACUACAAUCAGUUUAUAGAGACCAGAACAUCUUUACACACAAAAAUCGUGGGGGGUCGAGUGAUUAGGUGGAAGAAGGUUAGUAGCUAUAUAACAACAUAAGGAGACUGAUGUGUGUUCAGGCUUCAGCAGCUGUUUUACCUGGUAGCUGUUUGUUUACAUCUAUAUCUCGUUUCUCAUGAUGAUGCUAUGGAGUUUCUGAAAUCCUUCAUUAUGAGUUUACAACAAUUUUGUUAUUAACUAAGAGGUCUGUCGUGGAACAAAGCCUGGAGAUGUUAUAGGAUGAUGGUGUAUUAAACACAAGAUGAA